Molecule: messenger RNA, 3987 nt
Organism: Amyelois transitella
Lineage: Eukaryota; Metazoa; Arthropoda; Insecta; Lepidoptera; Pyralidae
Gene: osy
Product: ABC transporter G family member 23
Exons: 16
Coding region: 177-2552 (791 amino acids)
Cellular component (GO): membrane
Molecular function (GO): ATP hydrolysis activity; ATP binding; ABC-type transporter activity
Source: RefSeq, a predicted model, not a curated record
GUUCAGUGGCAGAAUACUGCAGACAUCAGUUUUAUUAAAAACUUACUUUUAGAUGGACGCGCGUAUUUUGACAUAAAGAGCGCGCGAAAUUCGACAUUUUAACGUAUUUUUUUUUAAAUAUUUGUGAGUGCGGUGUUGUUUUAUUUUUUGUGUGUUGUGCCAGUAUUUUUGUGAAAAUGCCUGCAUACGACAACGAAGGUGCCACUAUAUCUAUGGAGGAUGUACGGACACCGGACCCGCCAAUCACAAUUAGCACAAUAGAAGAAGAAUUGACUGCCAGAAGAAACCGCAUGCUUAAACCGCAGAAGUCCACAGUAUCUUCUAGAAAACAGCAGGCCGUGUGUGUUAGGAGGGCUCACAAAAAAUAUGGUCCUUCGAAGAACCCUAACAUAAUUUUGGAUGGCCUAAAUAUGACAGUUCCUAAAGGUGCAAUCUAUGGUCUUCUUGGCGCAUCAGGCUGUGGGAAGACUACUCUGUUAUCCUGUAUAGUUGGAAGACGGAGGCUCAACUCUGGAGAAAUAUGGGUCCUUGGGGGAAGACCUGGGGGUCCUGGGAGCGGCGUGCCGGGACCUAGGAUAGGGUAUAUGCCACAGGAAAUUGCUCUCUUCGGAGAGUUUUCAAUUCGCGAGACCAUGAUCUACUUCGGCUGGAUCGCUGGCAUGGAGACCAAGGACGUGGAAAUGAGGAUAGACUUCCUUAUAGCACUUCUACAGCUUCCUAACGCUUCCAGACCAGUCAAAAACUUAUCCGGUGGACAGCAGCGAAGGGUGUCACUAGCAGCCGCCCUGAUCCACGAUCCAGAAUUGCUGAUUCUUGAUGAGCCUACUGUCGGAGUGGACCCUGUGCUCAGACAGAGCAUUUGGGACCAUCUCGUAGAAAUCACGGCCGGCGGCAGGACCACAGUGAUCAUCACCACACAUUACAUUGAUGAAACAAAACAAGCGAAUAUUAUCGGGCUGAUGCGCGGCGGAAGAUUCUUAGCCGAAGAAUCACCUUCAGAGCUGAUCCGUCGCUACCAAGCUGAGAGCCUCGAAGACGUGUUCCUGAAGCUCUCAGUCCUUCAGAACAUGGGAAAGAGAAGGAGGUCCAGUAUCCUGGCUGAUGUCAUUGACAAAGUGGAACUGCCUGCUAUUCCUAACCCCGCGGCCAUAGAUCUCGAAGAGGCAGAAAUAGGUGAAAUCUCUGGAGAAUUCGGUGACAAUGUCUCCAUGAGCAGUAAGGGUCGCGUAGUCGUGACUCCUGAACUCUUGGCUCCGGUGGAAGCCUUGCCUCCCGAGGAAGAAGUCCACAGAAACUGCAUUGAAAGGAUCAAACCGAUGAAAUGGCAUCACAUGAAGGCGCUCAUUUGGAAAAACGCAUUGAGCUUGUUUAGGAAUUUUGGUGUCCUCGCGUUCAUCAUUGGUCUACCCGUGAUGCAGAUGAUUCUCUUCUGCAUUGCCAUUGGUCAUUAUCCCGUGGGAUUGCCCCUCGCUGUGGUCAACUACGAGACGAACAACAGCAUGGCCCUUUGCGACUAUGACAAGAAUUACUGCCCCCAGGACAAGGAGACUUAUGAAUGGAACCUGACUUACUUCAGUUGCCAGUAUUUAGAUCAUUUGAAGCUACGGCAGGAUAAUUUGGUCUACUUCCCCACUGCAGAAGAAGCCAAGCUAGCAGCAAGAAAGGGCAAAGCGCGAGCCGUGCUCAUCAUUCCUUCCAACUUCACGAUCAGCCUUCAAGACAGGAUGACUGACCCACGGCAUACCGACAACUAUACUAUAGACAGCUCAGUGAUCACUGUACAUGUGGAUGAUACUGAUAAACAAGUGGAAUGGAUGUUGACCCGAGACCUUAUGACAGCUCUGGCCAACACUACGGAACAUCUGACCAGGAUCUGUGACCUGCCUCUAAGGAUGAUGACCUUGCCAGUUAAUUUCCAUGACCCCAUUUAUGGCAUGAAGGAGCCAGAUUUCACGGAUUUUGCUGGUCCAGGAGUCAUACUUACGAUAAUAUUCUUUUUGGCUGUGGCGUUGACCUCGGGUGCCAUGUUGGCUGAACGUAACGAGGGAAUCCUGGAACGAUCACUAGUAUCCGGAAUUACAGGCACAGAGAUCCUGUUCUCCCACGUGGUGGUACAGAUGUUCGUGAUGACGGUUCAAUCUCUGAUGGUGAUGCUGAUCGGCUUCGUCUUCUUCGAGCUGAGCCACAAAGGACCGUUAGGCUGGGUCAUAGUGCUCAUUCUGAUCACUGGCCUGUGUGGAAUGACCUUUGGUUUCGUCGUGUCGUGCGUCUGUGAUACGGACAGAACAGCAACUUACAUGGCUCUGGGUUCUUUUCUGCCGAUGGUACUUCUAUGCGGAAUCAUUUGGCCUGUUGAAGGAAUGCAUAUAGUACUCCAAUGGAUCAGUUACGUCCUUCCCUUGACGAAAUCGACAGAGUCUCUUCGGUCAAUGCUGCAAAGGGGAUGGACCAUUUCCAUGCCAACAGUGUACUCCGGAUUCAUUUCCACCAGUAUAUGGAUAGCUAUAUAUUUGACAACGAGUAUCUUACUUUUGAAGUUCAAGAAAGGCUAAAUAUGUUAAUUUAUUUAGAUUAAUAUAAUUAGGAUUAGUCACAUUUUAUGCAGUGGUGUUUGCCUAAAAAAUAUUUUGAUCUAUUUAAAAAAAAACUAGCCAAAAGCCUUCAGAAAUACCCUGACGGUUUUGUUUGUCUCUGUGCCAAAUAUUAUCAAAAUAGGCCCUGUUUUAAGCUGAACGUAGCCGUCCAGUCUUUUUGAGACCGUUUUCGCUGUCUACCCCGUACGAAAUAAAGACGUGAUUGUAUGUAUGUCUAGUAUUUAUGAAUUCUUUCCUUAAAAACUGAAUUACAAAUUUCCAUACUAAUAAAAUUACUUUAUUAGCUUAUUUAUCAUGGGGGUAGGCAGAGACUACAGAAAUUUUAUAUUGAGGCUCAAUAACUACUUUUUUGGCCUUUUGUAAAAUAAAAGUACUUACCUACUUCUUUCAAGUAGGUACUACAUACGAUAGCAGUUUUGCCAAUAAAAAUUAUACCAACGUUAUCAAGAAAGAUAAUUUUAUUUUAAGUUAGGCUGGAGUAAUUCCAUAGUAAUGUAGAUUGUCGAUGUUUAACUAGUACUGAACACGCGUAAAUUAUUUGUAAUUUAAUUUUAGUUUUAAUUAAAUUUGUAUUUAAAAGGGUAAUGUUAAAUGAAAUUGUAAUGGUUCAGUGUGAUUGAAUUUAUGAAACACAUGUGAAUUAAAUUUGAAAAAUUAAGUAAGUAAUUUUACGAUGACUUACUUAAAUUAUAACUUACUUUUGAAAUGUGAAUUUACUUGUAAUACCUAUGAAUAUCUUUUUAUAAAAUGAUUUAUGGCACAAUUUUGACAUAGUUACCUAUAUAUUUAAACCUAAAUAUUCUUUUUAAUUAUUUUUCCGAGUGUUGUUAAUUUAAAAUUGGUUUAAUUAUGGUUACUUAACUUUUUACUAAGCACAUUUAUAAUUUGUGUUUAUCACAUUGUACAAAUAAAUAGAUAUAAUUUAUAAACUAUUAGUCCUAUUAUAUUAAUUUUUGGUUUGUUUUGGGGUAAUGAAAUUGUAUAUUUCUGUAUUCUACUUUACUGGAUAAGGCACCUUGUGCGCACUACUUUAGGCCUCUUUUUGCUUACCACUAGGCAGAUAGGUCAAGCGCGCUCAAAUCUAUUAUAAAAUAGGCUUAUUAGGUACACUUGUACUAAUUGUUUGCUUGCUCGUAAAACAAGUGCUGUGUUGACAUACCAUUUUAUUGAAAUAAAUCAUGGAUUGAACAUUGUGUACCUUACCUGUUGAAUGAACUUAUUUUUGUGAGACUAACCACGUAUCAAUAAUAUUUCAUAUUAAGAUUGAUUUGUAAAUAUUUAUUAGAAAAUUAAUAUUUUUAUAAUUUUGCAGUACAAUUAUGUAAGUAGUUGAGGAUUUUUACAAAUAUUGUAAAUUUGUAUAUUUUGUAUUGUGAUAGUAAGAUUAAAAUUU